This is a messenger RNA of Dama dama (fallow deer), 3436 nucleotides long. It is a transcript of the gene SCIMP, whose product is annotated as SLP adaptor and CSK interacting membrane protein. Gene Ontology annotation, cellular component: membrane; tetraspanin-enriched microdomain; immunological synapse. NCBI's taxonomy places the organism in Eukaryota, Metazoa, Chordata, Mammalia, Artiodactyla, Cervidae. The transcript has 3 exons. The record is from RefSeq and is a predicted model, not a curated record. The coding region runs from base 41 to 517 and encodes 158 amino acids.
AAACCCCCCCAACCCUGGGGCCCGACCUCUCCACCACAGGAUGGUCCACUGGUGGGCCUUGCGGGAACACAGGAGCAGCAAGAAGAAUCUGACUCCUAGAAGAGGAAUUGGUUGCCAGGUGAUGAUGUCUGGGCCUCUCCCUGGUGGGCUGAGCGUAAAGGGGAAGUGUGGUCAGGCUGGCACUCACAGCUCGGGCUGGGUGGAAGGCCUGUGGGCGAGGGACUGCCUCUCCCCAGCUGUGCUGAGCCACGGCUUUCAGAGCACUGAUGGCCCCUCAGCCGCUCACAUCUGGACCUCCUGCAACUCAGAACUGAGUCCCUUAGGCUACCGAGGACAGGACGGCGCCGCCAAGAGAGAGAAGCUGCCGCUCCACCCUGCACACCUGUCUGCCUGGCUUCUGCUUCCCAGCCAGCCGCUUGAAGUCCACGACCAAAGGCAGGGGGACAGCAGGGAGCCUGCCCAAGCUCUUGUGUCCAGACACGGCAUCCACGGUGAUUUGUUGGAGCGGCCACAGUGAACAGAUGCGGUUUGUUUCUAACGACUCUACUGCCUGGGUUCCUGCCUUGUUCCAACAGGGAGAGGCCUCCCCCAGUGACAUUUUGGUCCAACCCCAAAACUUGUAUUACUUUUUUGAUUACUAAGCAGACUCAUUUCCGUUUUAAAAAUUUAGUCAUGCUCAUUUAAAAACUUCCGUCUCAUCUUUGACUCAAAGCUCCCUGCUUUGCCCAGCGAGGGGAGUAGAGAGCAGGGUGAGGGGUGAAGGCUGCCUCAGCUUCCUAAGCACCCUUCCCUGCCCUUAUCCCCCCUGGCAUGGGAUUGAGGAGGAAAGACAGGGACAGACAAUUCUCCACAGGAAGUCUCCCCUCGCUGGGUCACUGCUGCUGAUCGAGUCUGUGGUGUUGGGUGGAGACUCACCCCUGGCCCUUGAGUCCCUUGGGGUCCCUUGAGAGACUGGGCUGCACCUUUGGGCUGGCUGCCAGCCUCCUCUCAUGUAAACACCUCUUUACCUGAUGCUUCAGUAGCUCUCAGGAAGCCUGCGCCCCAUGACCUUAUCUACUCCAGGCCUGACAACACAAGUGGGAUUCAGUUUCCAUACUUUCCAGAGCCUGAGCUGGACUGCACAGCCGUGACGCACUGCCCACCAGCUCUACUCCCUGCCGUCUCUCCCCAGGGCUCCUGUCCCCUCUCUCGGGGGUGGGGGAACACCCAUUGGGAUGUGGUUAUUAAUAGCCCCCUUCCUCAGCUGCACGCUCCCAAAAAGACCUGCUCGUCUUGGUUCUGUCGAAAAGGCACCUGUCGGCAGUUCAUGGGGGAAGAGCUAUUUCUCCGAUCUCAGGUUAUGAGGAACUUGGUACUUUCAUUCUCAAGCCCUGAUCAUUCAUUCUGGGGAAUGCCUUGGGCACCCACAGCACCAUAUGACUACCACAGCGAAGUUCCUUUUGAAGUCAAGUGAGAUAUCCUGACCUCCAUCUGGCCUCUCCUUGAUGAUUCUGAGGCAUCCUGACACUGGAAGGCCCUGAGACACAGAGAGGAAGCGUUCCGCCCUCCCUCCUACCUGGGUGACCUGAGGGAGGUCACUACACCUCUGUCUCAGGCCCUGUCUAGAAAAGGGUGUGGUGGUGAGGGUGAAAUAAGGUGAGUGAUGAGAAAGCUCUUGGUGCACUAAACAUGCUCAAAACAUCUGAUGGGAAAUCAAAGCCAUUCAAUUUGUGUGAACUGCAGAAUAUUUACCACUUAGCACAGUUCUGAAAAAUGACCCAUAGUUUCACUUUCUGACAUCACCCUAUUUCCUCUUUCUUUCCCAAGAAUCUGAUGAGAAUAAAAUCUCUUUGAACUUGAAAUGUGAACAAAAGGAAGCUACACUAAAUGGUUGAUUGACUCUUAUCACUGUUAUAAAAGUAAAUGCAAAAGUUAAAAAAGAUAAAAAAGCAAAGAAUUCGGAGGGUUUACAGAGAACACUCACAGCUGCCAGGCCUCAUGCUUCCCUCCCAACACCCAGUCAUGCUCUUCAGAUGCAACAGCUUUUAACUCUGCCUGAUGUGUGUCUCUAUAGCUCUAAAGAGUAUGUUUAUGUUUCUCCUUGGAGAAAUCCGUCAGGAGUAAAAGAAAAAGUCAAAGAGAUAGAAAACAUGAGGGGGAAGUUAGACUAAGAACUAGGAGACAUUUAAGUAAGAGAAAAGAGACUGAGUGGCCAUCAACAGAUAGAUGGAUGAAGAACGUGUGGAGGUAUACAUAUAUAUUCACACACACAUAUAUACAAUGGAAUAUUACUCGACCAUAAAGAAUGAAAUAUUACCACUUACAGCAACACAGAUGGACUUAGAGAAGAACACACGAAGUGAAAUAAGUCAGACAUAGAAAGACAAAUACCAUAUGACAUCACUUAGAUGUGGAAUUUUUAAAAAUAAUACAAAUGAAUAAAAAAUAAAAAAAAAUAAAAAUAAUACAAAUGAACUUGUUUACAAAACAGAAACAAACUCACAGAACUAGAAAACAAACUUACAACUACCAAAGGGGAAGGAGAAGAGGGAUAAACUAGGAGUAUCAGAUUAACAGAUACAUGCUACUAUAUACAAAGUAUUUACUCUGUGUGUGUGUGUGUGUGUGUGUGUGUAUACAUAAAGGAGUUACUGUAUAGCACAGAGAACAUCUUGUAAUAACCUAUCACGGAAACAAUCUUUUCUCAUCCAGACUAAUUCAGUUUGCGUCUUUCUCCCUCUAAUCAUGCCUCACUCAAAGAGAUCCAUCAAGGUAUUUUUCUAACCUCCACCUCAAAACACCAGUGAAAAUGUUAGUCGCUUAGCUGUAUCCGAGUCUUUGCAACCCCAUGGUCUAUAGCCUGCCAGGCUCCUCUAUAUAUGGAAUUCUCCAGGCAAGAAUACUGGAGUGGGUUGCCAGUCCCUUCUCCAGAGGAUCGUCCCAACCCUGGAAUUGAACCCAGGUCUACAUUAUAGGCAGAUUCUUUACAUCUAAGCCACCAGAGAAGCACUCCCCCACACCCCAAAAAUAGCUCUCAAAAUUCUACCCGCCCUGUUAAGAAUUGAGUCUAGUCCCUUUGACAUAAAAAUAACUGCUGUCAGUUACUGCUUUAAAUGGCAUUUCCCCUUCCUGCUGCAUGUUUGACAGUGUAAAGAAAAGCAGUGAUUAUGUCUACAGUUUCUAGAGUAACUGAUAAGUACAUGUCUUACCUCUAAUUUUCGUACAUUCCUUUUAAGAUAGUAGACAGCAUCACUUGCAUAUUGCACGUGAGGACACUGAGGCUUGGAGAAAGUUAAUCACUUGCCUGAGGUCUCCCAGCUGCAAAUCAGCAGGGUUUGAUUGUGAACAAACGCCUGCCUGGUCCCUAAGCAGAUGUAGCUGCACAAUGCGGUAGAUAACUGCCUCCACCACCUCCCCCCCGCCAAGAAGCCCUUCACUCAUGUCUUAUCCUCUCCCU